AAUGAUUGGCUGCAUAGACAACCAUGGCGGUGCUCAAGAUCGUCGCGCCUGUCCUCAUCGCUGUCCUCGUUUACUAUGCCUAUACCUGGGAAAGCUUCUCCGAAGGUAAGCCAAGGGAGAAGGGUUGCCUCUUCUUAAUCGUGGCCUUGAUCGUCUCUUGCACAUAAAUCCCUCUGCCGUUCUGGGGAAUGUUUGCACAUAGCAUGCCAGCGACACCAGACAAGCACCUUCGCUCUGCUCUUGUUGCAUACUCUCCAACAUUUAUCCGAUGAAAAUAGGGACCACCUAUUCCAUAACAACAACAACAACUAUUUAUUUAUACCUCACGCACCUGGCUUCCAACAUAUAUGAAAAUAUAAUAAAAUAUUGAAAACUUCCCUACACAGGGCUACCUUCAGAUGGCUCGGGGGUUGGAUCACUACCCUCCAACAUUUCUCCGAAGAAAAUAGGGAAGUCCUAAGGAAAAGCGGGACAUUCAGGGAUCAGAUCAGAAACCGGGAGAGCUUCUGUAAAUAUGGGAUUGUCCCUGGAAAAUAGGGAAGGUUGGAGGGUCUGUUGUUGGCACUUGCUAAAAACUUUUUUUGUUUCGAUUACCCUAUCCAGAUGCAUAGAACCUGGCCCAUGCGUUACAUUAGUGUUUUAAAUUAUUAUUAUUAUUAUUAUUAUUAUUAUUAAUUAAUUAAUUCUCCCUUCACCCUAAGGUUCCAGAGCGGGUUACAACAAAACACAACUUUUGUUGUUUUUUAGUCGUUCAGUCGUGUCCGACUCUUCGUGACCCCAUGGGCCAGAGCACGCCAGGCACUCCUGUCUUCCACUGCCUCCCGCAGUUUGGUCAAACUCAUGCUGGUAGCUUCGAGAACACUGUCCAACCAUCUCGUCCUCUGUCGUCCCCUUCUCCUUGUGCCCUCCAUCUUCCCAACAUCAGGGUCUUUUCCAGGGAGUCUUCUCUUCUCAUGAGGUGGCCAAAGUAUUGGAGCCUCAGCUUCAGGAUCUGUCCUUCCAGUGAGCACUCAGGGCUGAUUUCCUUCAGAAUGGAGAGGUUUGAUCUUCUUGCAGUCCAUGGGACUCUCAAGAGUUGUUGUUGUUGUUGUUGUUGUUGUUGUUGUUGUUAUUAUUAUUAUUAUUAUUAUUUAACUAUCCCUUCACCCUAAGGUUCCAGAGCGGGUUACAACAAAACACAACUUUAAAAACAGUUUAAUUACAAUCACUGGGGGGAAAGGUGGAUCCUAAAGACACAGGUGCCAGGGGAAAGAGGUGCGUCUUUUGAAAGCUGUAUAACGAAAGUGCAUCUCUGUGAAGUGGGAGUUCUGCAGCUUAGAGGCCACCACAGAAAAGACCCUCCCUUGGACUGCCACCACCCCUGAGACUCUGGGGUAAUGAUCAUUUAUUCUGAUUUAAUAUUUGAACAUUUUAAAGAAUUGCUUUCAUCAACUUUGUUGUUUCGUAAUGGUGUCGACAUUCUGUUACAAUCCAGCCUUUUAUUGAUCUUGUGAAAUAAAAUCAAUUACUAGGGAGGAGGCAGUAAUACUUCUAAAUCUCCAUUGCUGGAAGCCACCGGACGGGAGAGUGCUGCUGCGCUCAGAUCCUGCUUGCGGGCUUCCCUUUGGGGCAUUUAGUCGGCCACUGCGAGAACAGGAUAGUUUGGAUAGCUCAGUUGGCUAGAGCGCGGCGCUGAUAACACCAAGGCUGCAGGUUCGAUCCCCGUAUGAGGACAGCUGCGUAUCCCAGCAUUGUAGGGGGUUGGACUAGAUCAGGCAUCCCCAAACUCGGCCCUCCAGAUGUUUUGGGACUACAAUUCCCGUCAUCCCUGACCACUGGUCCUGUUAGCUAGGGAUGAUGGGAGUUGUAGUCCCAAAACAUCUGGAGGGCUGAGUUUGGGGAUGCCUGGACUAGAUGACCCUAAGGGUCUUUUCCAACUCUAUGAUUCUGUGACUGCAUGGGGGCCCCUUUGGCCAGACUCACCUUCUAUCCUUACGUUUCUGUUCUUACGAACUUCAGUGCAAAACAUCUGGAUUGUAGGCAGCUGGUGUUGACCAUCUCCUUCUCUCUCUCCAGAAAUGGUGCGAGGGAAACGUGUCCUGGUGACGGGGUCAAGCACAGGGAUAGGGGAACAAAUGGCCUAUGAGUUCGCCUGGAUGGGGGCCCAUUUGAUGCUGACAGCAAGGAACGCGACACGCCUCCAGAAGGUAAACUGUUAAUCCCUUGACCCCAGUGUAGUUAAACUCAGGUUCCUUGAUUCCAAUAGUCUUAGUUUGGCUACAACCCUUAGCCUCCCCUCCCCGCUCAGAAAUACCCCCCUCAUCUCUUCCUUCCUCAUCUGGCCCUCCUUCUGACCAAGCCCCCCUCCCACAAGAAUCCAUUGUUCCAUAUUGUAAACCAGUUUAGUUUAGCCAUGCCCUGAUGGUGACCAUUGGCUUGUGGGAACAUGGAGGAUUUUUCCCUGAUGGCACCGGCAUUAUGGAACGCCCUCCUUGCUCUCACGUGUUGGACUAGAUGACACUUGGGGUCUCUUCCAACUCUACAAUUCUGUGAUUUCAUGACUCACCAUCACUACUGCUAUUCUACUGGUUUUUAAAGACACACUUGUUUCCGAUGAACAUUCCCCUGAACUUGAACUUCCUGAUCCAACUGUUUUUAUUUUGAUUUUUUAAAAUUAUGGUGCUUUUAAACUGGCUCACUGUAUAAUAAAUUUUGUGGCUGUUUUUUACUGCUCAAAAAGGAUUGUUUUAUUGUGCGUUGUAGUAUUUUACAAUGGAUUUUAUACUUGAAAACCUCUUAGAAGCCAUUUUUAAGUUCCCUCUUUAUUUUUAUUUGUUUUCUCUUUUUGCAUGAUUUUUAUUAAGUUUUUUUUAAUUUUACAAUUUAGAAUAUUCAUUUAAACAACCUUAAAAUAUCAAUGUCUUCCCUUCUUCUCUUUCCAUGGUUCAGUUUGCAUGCCAUAGAUUCCUGCAUAUUUCACAUAAACUAAGCCAUCCAAUAUUCCAUUUUUACAUCCAUCAAAAUUUAUUUACACUGUUGAAUUUAUCUUAAAGCUGCCAACCUUUUCAAGUGUACACAAUUUUCACCCAUGUAUUCAAUAAACAUUACCCAGUCUUCUUUAAACAUAUACUCUUCUUGUUCUCUUAUUCUAUAAGUUAAGUCUGCAAGCUGCACAUAUUCCAUCAGUUUAAGUUGCCAGUCUUCUUUAGUUGGGACCUCACUCGUUUUCUAUUUUGGGGCUCAUUUUCCAUUUAUUUGUUUCCUCCAGGUAGUCCAGAAUUGUCUGAAACUGGGAGCCGCCUCUGCUUCGUACGUCGUUUCAGAUAUGAGUGACUUGGCUUCUGCCCGGAAUGUUGUGGAAGAAACCAAGAACGUCUUGGGUAAAGAUGGAAGGCCAGUCUCUAGCCAGUCUUGGAGGGGUGGCAACUGUUCUUCCAGUUCCCAAAAGGCUGCCACACAAGCUACCUGAGGCGCAGGCAAAGGGCUCCUUAACCCUUUCGUCUUGAGGGGAACAGCUCCAAAGGCAUUUGCCGGCUUCUGCCCUGGGACACCUCAGCUGUUGGCCUUGUCUGCCUGCAUCUUGGCAAAGAUCUGCCCAGAGAUCUUUUGAUGAAGGAUGGUAUAUCAUCAUCAUCAUACCUUUUAUUGGCAUCACAGACAAACAUCCAUAGCAAAUCAAUACAGAAUUACCACCUUCCCAGUGACACAAAACGUUUGUCAUAUGAAAGAGGCAAAGCAGUCUAGUAUUACAGCUCUAGGUCUCCAGGGAGAUCAGACGUCUGCAAUGUGUUUCGACGACAAAAAACCAGAUAAAGAUAUUUAGCCACUAACCUGGUGAGCUCCUGAUUAUUCCCCAAUAAUAGAAAAUGUAUGACCUCUAACUCUGGUUUCCAUUUGGGGAUGCAGAGUUGAUCUAGGAACUGCUGGUGGAGAUCAACAUAUAGUUUACAUUUAAGAACAAUAUGUGUAAGAGUUUCCACCUGAUGGUCUUCACAUGGGCAAAUUCUUUCUUCUUCCACCAUUCCUGAGAACCUUCCCCAUAGGAGGUUUGAAGGUUUUGAAUUAAACCUGGCCAGGGAGGGAGGGAGGGAGGGAGAAGGAAAGAAGGAAAGAAGGAAGGAAGGAAGGAAGGAAGGAAGGAAGGGGGUUGACCAGCAUCUCCCAACCUUAAGCCUUCCAGAUAAUUUGGACGGCAACUCCCAUCAGCCCCAGUCAUUUGAGAUUAAUAGAUUUUGACUUGUUUCCAAUUUCUCAUUGAUUGGGUGUAUCUUCCAGCUCUAUCAUUCUGUGAUUCUGUGAAAGCUGGUGUCACCGGAUUACGUCCAUCAGUUUUGUUGACUUGGUUAACUAAAUAGUUUGAAGUGGGUUUUGAAUACAUGGGCAAUUCAUAGUUACCAUUUUGAAUGUCAUUGCGUUACUAUCUUCCUUACUGGCUUGCGCAAAUCACGCUUCUGAAUAAUGCUUUUUAUUGGGUAAGGAGAAAAAAGUUCGGAAAACGCUGUCUUAAUGCAAGCCUAACCAAAUUUCUCCUUGCAUUCCUACAUUGGGAGGGCACCAGGCUUGCGAAGGCUGGUAUCAGAGAAUUGUAAGGUUGGGAGGGACCCCAAGGGUCAUCUAGCCCAACCCCCUGAAACGAAGGAACCGCAGCUAAAUCAUGAAAGGACUGAGCUCGGCACAGGCUGAUUUUCAGGGGUAGCCUAUAUGUUGACAUGAGAAGAGGUUGAGCUCGGUCCAUCUCCAAGCACGGCUGUUGCUCUCCCUCUUCCACUCAGGGUCUCUGUGCUCUUUUCCCUUGCAGGGGGGCUUGAUCUGCUGGUUCUGAAUCAUGUCGGUGGAAAAAUCAGUUUUGGCCCGUACCAAGGAGACAUGGAAUCUGUGAUCAGCUCCAUGACGGUCAACUUCUUCAGCUACGUCCAGGUCACCGUGUCGGCCCUGAGCAUGUUGCAAGAGUCCCGUGGCAACAUCAUCGUGGUAUCGUCCAUAAGCGGUAUGGGCAGGCGACUGGAGACCCCCCCCCCAGCCUAAGUGAUCUUGGGAGGUCCAAACUUUCCGAGCACAAUUCAAAGUGCUGGUGCUGACCUUUAAAGCCCUAAAUGGCCUCGGCCCAGUAUACCUGAAGGAGCGUCUCCACCCCCAUCAUUCAGCCCGGACACUGAGCUCCAGCUCUGAGGGGCUUCUGGUGGUUCCCUCACUGUGAGAGGUGAGGUUACAGGGAACCAGGCAGAGGGCCUUCUCGGUAGUGGUGUCUGCCCUAUGGAACGCCCUCCCAUCAGAUGUCAAGGAAAUAAACAACUAUCUGACUUUUAGACGACAUCUGAAGGCAGCCCUGUUUAGGGAAGUUUUUAAUGUUUGAUGUAUUUAUCGUGUUUUAAAAAUUCUGUUGGGAGUUGCCCUGAGUGGCUGGGGAAACCCAGCCAGAUGCACGACGUAUAAAUGUAUUAUUAUUAUUAUUAUUAUUAUUAUUAUUAUUAUUACUACUACUACUAGAUGGGCCAUUGGCCUGGUUAGCAGGGCUCUUCUUAGGUCCUUCUGGGGCUCCUGCAUCUAAAUUUCCCAAUCCUCUGUUAGUUAAUUUAUUGGAGAGCACUCACACCCCAUUCUUCUGCUGAAAAAAACAUGAGGGGGAGAAAAUCCUUUCUGUCACCGCUUUCUCCAUGUCAGUUGUACAAACCAAUAUCAUGUCGCCCCCUACUCGCCUCUCCUCUAAACUAAAAAGUCCCAAAGGCUGCAACGUUCCCUCAGAGGGGCAGUCGCUCCAUCCCCUUAACCCCUUUGGUUUCUGGAGAAAUAGAUUCUGCAACCUUCCAAGUAAGAAUAUGUUCCUGUUUUCUCUCAGGCCGCCUUCCAUCCCCUUUCUCCGUUCCAUAUGCCGCCAGCAAAGCUGCGCUGGAAGGAUUCUACAGCUCCUUGCGCACAGAGCUGCGCCUUCGGGAAAUCAACAUGCCCAUCACGGUUGCCGUGUUGGGGUACAUUGACACAGGUAAGCGGCCCCAGGUAGGGCAGCCGCUUAGUAGGGCUGGGUGAUAAUCCAGUGUUCAACAUCGUGAUUUAUCACCAGCGUUAUAAGAAUUCUAAGGUCUCAAAUGUAAAAUAAAUGUUCAUAAAUGUUCAAGGCAAACACAUACAUAUGUAUAUGAACCACGUGUCUGAAAUAGUACAGGAGAGCAACCCUGAAGCCAUUUUGACUCUCCCAAUGACCUCAAAUAUUUCUCUGCAGUAAGGGAGGAAAAUUGGGAAAGCCUUCCCAUUGUCAUUUUGCUUGCAAAUCCUGCCUUAAGGGUGUAUUUGUGUAUGAAUAGGGUGAGCCUGUGCCCUGGAUUCAGGAACUAAAGCAUUAACCAUCACAAAAGAAUGGCCAGACUGCCCCAGGUAAUGCAAUCAGUGACCAUUAUGAGGUAUCCUGGCAAACAUGAUUUCUGCUGUAGACCGUCUCCUUCUGUGAUGUAUGUAUGCUGUUUUAGCGGGAUGGUCUUGGGCCACAGGGUGGCCAAUUUCAAAAGUCUUUUAAGGGCUUGCGCACCAUUGUUCAGGGUUCUCUCUCCCUCCUGCGUGUGGUGAGUGGGGACCCUGUUGCAACAGUUUAAUAAAGAUCAGGCUUACUAGCCACUUUGCGUCUCAAUAUUCUCUGGUUGGCCUCUGCUAUUUUCUGCUACCGAUAGGGAACCCACUUAAGGACUCUAUACGGGCUCCAGAAUAGCCCAGAAGGGGAAAAGAGCAGUUUUUUCUUAUAACACCAGCUAAACAUCGUGAUGGGACGUGGGUGGUGCGGUGGUUUAAGCCACUGAGCCUCUUGGGCUUGCCGAUCAGAAGGCUGGUAGUUCAAAUCCCCGCGACGGGAUGGGCUCCCGUUUCUCAGUCCCAGCUCCUGCCAACCUAGCAGAGCAGGUAAUCCCCGGAAGCAUCUUCAGGAAGGGCUGAGCGAGACUCCUGAGCCUGCAGCUCUGGAGAGCCACCGUCAGCCCCUGUAGGCAGCAGCAAGGCAGACAGACCAGCAGCAGCUUCUAAGGUCCUGGGGUGCCUGGUGCCCUUUCCACACUGACUUGCCUUCCGCGUUCUUUCCCGCAGACUCAGCUGUGAGGUCGGUAGAAGGCAAGAUCUCCAUGAAACCAAGUUCGAAAGAGCUCUGCGCCCAGGCAAUCGUGAGGGGCGGCGUCAUGAGGGUGAGGGAAGUUUUCUUUCCUUACUGGCUCACGAAACCUUUGAUGCUCCUCAGAGAUUGGCUGCCAGGAGUCGUGGACCAGAUCAUGAGCAACUGCUGCAUUCUGGAGAAAAUCCUCUGAGAAUUAUUUGCGGGGGAAGUGGAUUAUGAAAAGAAUUAUGAGUGGGAAAACAGGCACUGGCCAGGCACUGGCCACAUUCUUUAAAGCAGGGGUUGGCAAGGCUUACCGGGCAUGGGCCGGAUCACUCCCGCAGAGAUCCUCUGUGGGCCGAGCUGACGCAGCGUGACGCCAGAAAUUACAUCUGCACACAUGUCCGCAGGUGCUGCAAAUUAUCGGGGGCUGCUUUCUGGUGCAUUUCUCAAUCUUUCUCUCUCUCUCUUGAAUAUUCAACAGUGUUUUAAGAACAAAUCUCACCUAAUAAACACAUUUUUGUGUGCAGUUCGAACUCAC
Messenger RNA from Podarcis lilfordi (Lilford's wall lizard), 7589 nucleotides. The record is from the annotation of a GenBank genome assembly. Lineage: Eukaryota; Metazoa; Chordata; Lepidosauria; Squamata; Lacertidae.